CGAAGGCUUAACCAAGCAACUAAGAAGGAUCAUUUUCCCCUGCCAUUCAUUGAUCAGAUGCUGGAGCGCCUGGCAGGUAAGUCUCAUUAUUGCUUUCUUGAUGGGUUUUCUGGCUAUUUUCAAAUCAAUAUCGCUCCUGAGGACCAAGAGAAAACAACAUUCACCUGUCCCUUUGGCACUUUUGCCUAUAGGAGGAUGCCAUUUGGUCUAUGCAACGCUCUUGGUACUUUCCAGCGAUGCAUGCUUAGCAUCUUCAGCGAUUAUCUUGAAAGUUGCAUAAAAGUAUUCAUGGAUGAUUUCACUGUUUAUGGAUCCUCAUUUGAUACAUGCUUAGAUAGUUUGGAGAAAGUUCUUAAAAGAUGCAUAGAAACAAACCUUGUCCUCAAUUUUGAGAAAUGUCAUUUUAUGGUAGAACAAGGUUUAGUUCUAGGGCAUAUCAUUUCUAGUAAGGGAAUAGAGGUAGAUCCUGCAAAAAUAUCUGUGAUUUCAAAAUUGCCUUAUCCCUCUUGCGUGCAAGAGGUUCGAUCUUUUCUUGGGCAUGCAGGUUUCUAUAGACGCUUCAUCAAGGACUUCAGCCAAAAAGCACUUCCCUUGUCCAAACUACUGCAGAAAGACAUUGAUUUCGAUUUUGAUGACAAAUGCAAACAGGCUUUUGAUCGCCUGAAGGAAGCUUUGACCACCACUCCGAUCAUCCAAGCACCAGAUUGGACAGCCCCAUUUGUUCUUAUGUGUGAUGCAUCCAAUUAUGCAUUGGGGGCCGUCUUGAUGCAAAAGAUUGAUAAGCUGCCUCGAGUAAUCUACUACGCUUCCAAGACUUUGGAUGCUGCUCAAGCAAACUACACCACCACUGAGAAAGAGCUCUUAGCCAUUGUCGAUGCUAAAUAUUACAUUUGGGAUGACCCAUACCUGUGGAAGUUGUGCAGUGAUCAGGUUAUUAGGAGAUGUAUUCCAGACAAUGAGAUUGACUCGAGGAUCUGCAGCACCUGUGAGCCUUGUCAGAGAACAGGAGGAUCGAUUUCACAAAGACAAGAGAUGCCUCAACAACCUAUGCUGUUCUGUGAGGUAUUUGAUGUCUGGGGUAUAGAUUUUAUGGGUCCUUUUCCUGUUUCUUUUGGUUUCUCUUAUAUUCUCCUCGCUGUUGAUUAUGUUUCAAAAUGGGUGGAAGCUAGAGCCACCAGAACUAACGAUGCUCGGGUUGUUGUAGAUUUUGUUAGAUCUCACCUCUUUUGCAGGUUUAGAGUGCCCCGAGCAAUUGUUAGUGAUCAAGGAACCCAUUUUUGUAAUAGAUCAAUGCAAGCCUUGCUAAAGAAGUAUGAGGUGACGCAUAGAGUUUCUACACCGUACCACCUCCAAACAAAUGGGCAAGCGGAGAUCUCAAAUAGGGAGAUUAAAAGGAUUUUGGAGAAGAUUGUACAGCCCAAUAGGAAAGAUUGGAGCAAAAGGUUGGACGAUGCUCUUUGGGCCCACAGGACUGCGUACAAAGCACCGAUAGGGAUGUCUCCCUACCGGGUUGUCUUUGGAAAGGCGUGUCAUCUGCCAGUUGAGAUUGAGCAUCGGGCAUACUGGGCUGUGAAGACUUGCAACUUUUCAAUGGAACAAGCUGGAGAGGAAAGAAAGCUGCAACUGAAUGAACUGGAUGAGAUCCGAUUGGAGGCCUAUGAAAACUCGAAGUUCUACAAAGAAAGAACAAAGAAAUUCCAUGAUAGUUCAAUUGUUAGAAAGGACUUCAAGAUUGGCCAACAGGUUUUAUUGUAUAACUCUAGGCUCGGACUCAUGGGGGGUAAGUUGAGAUCAAAGUGGACUGGACCUUUCAUUGUGACUAAUGUUUUUCCUUAUGGUGCAGUAGAGAUCCAAGGACCAUCCACAGCAGAAAGCUUCAAGGUUAAUGGGCACAGACUGAAACCCUUCCUCAACAAUCCUUCUUUGGUGAACGCAGUGGUGGAGGAGACUUCUCUAGUCGAUCCCACCUCUUUUUCCCUCUAA
Vigna angularis (adzuki bean) is the source of this 1983-nucleotide messenger RNA. RefSeq lists its product as uncharacterized. Gene Ontology annotation, biological process: DNA integration. Bases 58 to 1983 code for a protein of 641 amino acids. The record is from RefSeq and is a predicted model, not a curated record. Gene Ontology annotation, molecular function: nucleic acid binding. NCBI's taxonomy places the organism in Eukaryota, Viridiplantae, Streptophyta, Magnoliopsida, Fabales, Fabaceae. The transcript has 3 exons.